Messenger RNA from Colletotrichum graminicola M1.001, 2046 nucleotides. RefSeq lists its product as uncharacterized. Gene Ontology annotation, biological process: DNA-templated transcription. The record is from RefSeq and is a predicted model, not a curated record. Gene Ontology annotation, molecular function: zinc ion binding; DNA binding. The transcript has 3 exons. The coding region runs from base 1 to 2046 and encodes 681 amino acids. NCBI's taxonomy places the organism in Eukaryota, Fungi, Ascomycota, Sordariomycetes, Glomerellales, Glomerellaceae.
AUGCUUCGUGAACUUAAUCUUGCUGAUUUGGAGUUCUUACUGGCCGGCAGCAAUGCCGCCUUGGUCCCUGGCAUCGGCAGCGAUGACUCCAUCCUGGGUCGACUACAGAGACUUGAGCAUGCCGUGUUCGGCUCUGCGGCGUCUACCGGGGCUUCCGCGGACCAAGGUUUAGUUGGAAUCGAGUAUGAAAGUGAUAGGAGACGGACGAGCAAUCGGCAGCGGAUUCCUAGCCCUUCCAACCAGCGUCAGUCACAAGAGUCCUUGAGACCCAACGAGAGGCAACAAACAGCAAUGUUUCUUGAUUCAACCUUUACACGCAAUGGCUUCAGCAUCACCCUUCCGUACGACAAGAUCGAUUACCAUGUUGCCCAUGUCUCCCAGCUUCCAAAAACACCCGCAAGCACAACCCCCGGCCAGACUCCUACCGACUUCACCGCCACCCGACUGGCCGCCUGGUUUAUGACACACGAAGAAGCCCUUCUACUGCUCCAAGACUUUGUCGACCACCCCUUCCAUCUCCUUACCAUCAUACAUACCCCAGCUGCAAGGUUGAUCAUUGACAACUUCUACCAAAGCCUCGCCUUGAGUGAAGACCCCAAUCCGGCGUAUGCUGCCCUGAUUUUAAGCAUCACAGCUACAAGUGCUUUCUUUUGUAACGAAAGCUCUAAAUCACUUGUCCUGUUCGCAUCUACCGAAGAGGCGACACAGACUGCGUUGAGUUGGCUCAAGUCCGCAUUGAGCAUCCUAGAGAAAUCAAGUGACUCCAGUUGCCUGGAAGAAGUCCAGGCAAGAUGCGUGCUGUCCUACUUGGUCUACAACAUGGAGGGCUGUUCAGCCCGCUACAGGUUUAUGCAUGGCUCGUCGCUGGUGGCUGCCCGUGAAAUAGGUCUGCACUUGAUCGAUAGCCCGUCAUCAGCGCAACAGGACGACGCUAUCACGAGGGAAAUCAAGCGAAGGGUCUGGGUACUUGGCUUGAUGGGUGGGCCAACAGACGGAACAUACAAUGUGCAACUAAGACAGAUGAAUGUCAAGUAUCCUCGAAACAUUAACGACGAUGAGGCUAGUCUUUCAGAUGAGACAUUCACAAUGCCCCCAGAUACACCCACCGCGAUGAGCUGUUUCAACAGGCGAACCCAGCUCUCGGAGAUCACCCGGUCCAUCAUCGAUGCCAGAGUUCCAGGAGUCCCGGACGCCGAGGUCAUUGACUACGAUAAGGUUCUCGAACUCGACAGGCUUUUCAAGGACGUUUUGUCUGGCUUUCCUCCUUUUCUUUGCCCGGAUGGCCCAAUUCCCAGCAACGCUCCGCGCUAUCUUGCCCUUCAGAGAGACAUUGUUCUCAUUGGCUUCCACUCUCGACGAGCACGGCUGCAUCGCCCCUUUCUCUUGCACGAUAAGCAAGACGCUCACUACCAACAGUCGCGGGAAAUUUGUCUGCGGUCUGCCCGCGUAGUUCUUUCCAUCGCCACAAGUCUACUUCGAGCUUCGAAAGACAGAGAGGGCGACUCCGCAUUCAAAGCCAGGGCUAUAGGCUGUCGUCUGGGCUGCGUAAUCGGCCACAUGUUCAUGGCGUGUACAAUUCUGGUUCUUAACGCUGGACUGGAUCCUGCUCGAGGAACACAGGCAGCUGGAGAAGCACACGAUUCAACUUCCGCGGCGACGUCAGAAUCCCACACCGAAGUGGCACAGGCUUGCCGCGCGCUUGCUUCGGCAGGAGAGGAAUCAGGAGUGGCGAAGAAGCUCGUCAGAAAUCUGAUCGGUGUGUUGCGACGCUAUCGCAUUGGGGGCAUGGAUGAUGUCGCCUCGCCAGAGUCGGACCACACACCCGAAUUGGGUGCAGAGUUCCCUGACAAUGUGUUGGAUAAAAUCACGAAUAGCACCAAGGAGACCAGCGGAUCAAACGACGACCACGACCCUGGCAACUCCGUCAUGCUGGGCGAGGAUGAUCUUGGCCUCCAUAGUGUGUGGGAUGACAUGCUGGGUGAUGCAUCUGCGUUCGGAUGGGACCAGCUCUUCGCUGGACUCGACACGUACUGCGGUCCGACCUGA